UUCGUCGUGACGUCACUUCCUGCGCGCGGGGUUACGCUACCAGGAGCUAAUGAGAGGACUGUCAUCCGCGUACAACUAUUCAGGGCCCACACUGUGUACUAUUACUGCUACAAGUAGUACUACUGCACCGUCGCGGGUAUUUGAACGCCUCCGUUCGUGUGUUGUCGUCGUCGGAAUGCGAUUGUUUUAGUCUCUUUCCGUACCGAAGCCCGAGCUCUUGUUGACGUCCAGGACGUAAGUUCGAGCGGGGCAGGCUUGUAUUCUCUCAACUUUUACCGCCUCCAUUAUGUGAGCUUUGCAUCCGUAACGUAACGCCCUCGUUAGCUGCCCGGCUGGCUGGAGCCACAUACCGGGCCUUCUUCACACGGCAACUUUUUUUUUUCUCCCAGCCGGUCGACAUGAAGCUGCAGUGUGAUGUGGAGGUGGUCAACCGGAUGCUGCCCACCUUUGGCAUGAAAUGUCGCGGCAAGGGGGUGAGAGCGGUGCUGUCCAUCGGGAAACAUUUGGACAAGAUGAGUCAACGCAGUAAUGUCUAUUUGAUGAUAUGCACUGCUAAGGACAAAGCUGGCUGCAAAUACAAGCUGAAAAACAACAUAGAGAAGUUCUUUACGUGGUUUGUGGAGGAAGGCAAGGCUACCGUCAGGUUAAAGGAACCAGCCAUCGACAUCUGUCUGAGCAAGGCCGAAGCCAACAGCUUGAAGAACUUCCUCUCGGCAGCUCGCUUGGCAGACAGAGGAAGCGUGACAAGCAGCCUCCCGCUCUCGACCCUGACAUCCGUUCGCGCGAGAGACGUGGAGCAGCCCAAAAAGAAGCUCACCAUCAUCUCGAAGAAGGACUACCCACUCACCUCCAGCUUUCCUUACUCUCUGGAGCAGCUGCAGGUCUCCUACUGCAAGCUGUCACGUGUCGACAUGCGCAUGCUUACUCUCAAAGCUCUUCGUAAACUGGACCUCAGUAACAAUCACAUCAAGAAGCUCCCCGCCACCAUCGGUGAUCUAGGCUGCUUGUCUGAGCUGGUACUCCACAACAACCACCUAGAAGCCUUCAGCGAGGCCCUUUGUCUCUCCACCCUGCAGCGGACCCUGCAGCUCUUGGACCUCAGCCAGAACCGGCUGCGGUUCCUCCCCGCUCAGUUUUGCCAGCUGCGGGAACUGGUGAACCUCAAGCUGGAUGACAAUAAGCUGGUUUGUUUGCCAUUCCACGUCGGCCGCCUCACUAAGUUGAGGUUCUUGUCUGUGGCGCACAACCAGCUGGUUGUGCUGCCCGGUGACUUCCGCAAGCUGAGACUCGAGAACCUGGAUUUGUUUGGGAACCCAUUCGUCCAGCCCAACCCACUGGACAACACAAUGCAGCUCACAUUCCCGGUUCCUCUUCAAGAGCUUGCUUCCAGGGCCGUAGCAGACCUUCGAAUUCCAUACGGACCUCACCUCAUUCCUGCACACCUAUGCCGAGACCUGGACGUUGCGAAGACCUGCGACUGCGGACGCUUCUGCGUCAGCUUCUACAUUAAGACAGCUGUGAGCAUGAACCUGCACCAAGUGUCCCACACCGUGGUUCUGGUGGACGACAUGGGCGGCACAGACGCCCCAGUGACACAGCACUACUGCUCUCUUUCCUGCUACUCCCAGUUUUUGGACAAAACCCUCCAGAGGGGAAUCAGAUGAGGGACAUUGAAACUGGUGCAGGUACUAAAGCGAUGCUCUUAAUGAGCUGGGGGGAAAAGACUCAGCACUAUGGACAUUUGUUUUUUUAGGAGUUGCCUGUUUUACAACCUAAAAUAACACAAUUAAUACAUGGCAAUGAAAGAGGUAUUCACCUGUUUCUAAAAUAUUUCUCCUGCAGUCCCCUACUGACCUACUUUAGGAGUAAUGCAAGUAGGCGAUGUCAUAACCUCGGGUAGCUGCUGCUUUUAUUGCGCUAAUAACCUACCAUUUUGUAUACAUUUUGAAGAUUUAAAUAAAAGCAUACUUUUUUUUAGGAAGAUAUUACAGGACUUCAUUGUAAAUGAUUUGAAUGCAUACAAUUUUUCCCCAAUAUUAGGCACACUUGCACAAAAACACAUAAUAUACUGUAUUUGGUUAUAACUUGCAAUGGUGUAACGUAGAAUUACGUUUCUAAUUAGUUUGAGAGGUACAAAAUAUUAGAAACACUGUAAACAAACAUUGGAUGGAGUGCGUGGUUCGAGACGGUUUACAUUGAAAAAACAAAUAAACUGCUCUGUUGAUCUCAUCAGAAGGCACUUUCAACUCUUUUUAGUCGAGUUCAUACAUCAGGGAGUUAUGGAAGACGAAUCCAACGGAUGUAGAGUGAUCGCUGACGACUGUCACCUUUCCAUCUUUGUCGAUUUCCCUCAACAACACAAGAG
Messenger RNA from Entelurus aequoreus (snake pipefish), 2365 nucleotides. RefSeq names its product leucine rich repeat protein 1 (gene lrr1). The coding region runs from base 399 to 1664 and encodes 421 amino acids. Lineage: Eukaryota; Metazoa; Chordata; Actinopteri; Syngnathiformes; Syngnathidae. Gene Ontology annotation, molecular function: protein binding. The record is from RefSeq and is a predicted model, not a curated record. The transcript is spliced from 5 exons.